UUUUUUUUAUGAAUGAAAGAAUCCAAUCUCCGAGAGCAGCGAAGUCAUUCCGGGAAAAGGCGCACUGACAUUUUGUCGCCACGGUUCACGACAGCGCGUUCAUCGCCACAUUUUAGAAGAUAUCUGACACCGGAAAGGUGUAUAUGAUUCGAUAACUGAACACUGGAGGAAUAUUAUUCACCAAAUAACCCAAGGACAAUGCAUGACUGGCGGUCUUGUGAGCGGACGAGUGUCUGCAUCUGUAUUGACUGGUGCUUGGGGGGGAAACCCGAGGAGAGUGGCAUCAUGACGACAGAGAGAAGCAGCAAAGCCCUGAAGGUGAAGCAGGAAUGUGGUGAGAAUGUGCCCUUCCUGUCAGACAGCGAGCUCAUGUCACUCUCGGUGCGGGAGCUCAACCUCCACCUGCGGGGCAUGUCCCGCGAGGAGAUCCAGAAGCUGAAGCAGCGCCGGCGCACUCUGAAGAACCGGGGCUAUGCGGCCAGCUGCCGGGUGAAGCGAGUUUCCCAGCGCGAGGCCCUGGAGCAGCAGAAGAUGGAGCUCCAGAGAGAGGUGGAACGACUGGGGGCAGAGAACGCUGGCAUGAGGAAGGAGCUGGAGGGGCUGGGCGCGCGCUUAGCAGCGCUGCAGAGGUUCGCCAGGGGCCUGGAGGCCGGUGGCGGCAACCUGCUGGCCACAGCACCGCGCCUCAACACUGCCUCUGUCAUCACCAUUGUGAAGAGUCCACCACAACCUCAACCACAGAGGGAACAGGACCCUUCCUAGGUUCUGUAAACAGACUGGUGGGGUGGGGGUUUUUGUCAGUAAAAACACAUAUACACGCACUUCAUGCGCUCUCACACACACAAUGGAAAAACAGGAACAACAUUGGAAAAUACUAAACUUCAGUGCUACGCCUUGUUCGCCCACACAUAGGAGUCAUUAGUUCCUUUUGAGCGCAUAUGUGACAUCACUGUGGACCAGCCAAACUUCUUCCCAAAGUCCUCAGUCGUGCUCGUGUCAUUGCUUGCUACUUAAUAUUGUGCAACAUUCACUUGUUUAGUUCAUGUUUAGAAUGAAGUCACUUGAGCAAGGCACUGAGCACCGAUGUACAGUCCUGUGGAAAAAGUCUUACUAGACCACCGCUAGCUCUGUUGUUUUCAUGACCUUUUCACUUUGACAGUAAAAAAGGAGGGUGGCUAAAGUUACGCAAUAUACGCACAUAAUAAAUACGCAAAUACAUUUCUUUGAAUGUACUCCUUUGGAAUAGUAAUGGGUCAUCAUCCCUCCAUGAACUAGGAAGCAGCCAGCCAACUAACCAACAAAACGUUUGUCAAUACUUCUGCACUCUAAUGUAUAUGGUCAUUAAAACAACAAAUCUAAUGGUUGUUUGCAUAGCAUUGUACAUUUGUUAACCCAUCACGACACACAUCCACAACCCACACAGGCUUAAAUUGUAACUGAAGCGACCAUACACCCUCAUAGCGCAAGUAAUACACCUGUGUCACUGGUGCUUGUUAUGCGGCCAAAAGGGCAGAGCUCCGUCCACUUCUGCUUUUGGUAACGCGGCCAAAACUGUGCAGUAUUACAACUUCUGCAUUUCGGGUUACUUUAAUAUCGGCUUAUUCGUAGCCUUUCUCAACCUCAGUGGAAUAACAGGGUCGUGGGAGGCUAAUAUGUCCCAUAAAAGAUCACAGGAUUUGUUUCCUCAGAGCAGAGCAUAUUGAAAAUUGGGGAGGAGGGGUUUCAGGUUACUUUUACAGUAAAGAAAAGCUAUGAAAGUUUGACCCAUCAGUGGAACUCCUGCGGGAGGAUGGGUGAUGUUCAGGGUUUGUACCACUGGUUGCACACCAACACAGUGCCUUCAGUGCUUCUGGGAGGUAUCCAACCAUGCCUGCUGACCGUCCACCGUCACACCUCCUUCUGGUUUGUUCAUCUAAAACAGCACACAUCUUACAUACACCUACAGUUCCUACCGUGCAGUAACUUGUGCUCCACGCAGUGCGGCUUCCUCAUAUCUGCUCGACACCCAACACACACGUUGGUCAUUUUUUGUUGUUGUUAAAAACGCGGCCAAUCCUCCACACACAUUCCUAUCUACGUGUUCUUAUUUGUAAUGUUUGUACGUGCCGUCGAGACGCAAAUGUUGAGUGACAUUUAUCAGAGAUAUAUUCUAUAUUUUAUUUGUAUUUAAAGGUAGAUAUUUUGACAAGCUAACGAGUGCUGUGAUGUUAUCUUAUGUUUUCAGUACUUCCAUAGUCCGGGCAAGGGGGUGGGGGUUUAUCCAUGUGUCUAAUUCUUGUAACGUGUGACAACGAUUCCUACUUCACAAAAUGUUGAAUUAUUAGCUAUGUAGAAAUAUGCUCAAAGCCGACGGCCAUAUUGCUGUGAUGAUUUGUGCACGUGUGUUUUUGCCAUGUUUGUACUGGCUUGCCAUAGUGGAUUCUUGGAGGGACAUUAUUUUUCUAUGAUUGUUUUUUUUUUUUUUUAUUUGUGUGGAAAAAUGAGGAAGGCUGAGGAGAACCUUAAAUGAAAAGGAGAAGAGGAAGAUAAGCGGGUUGCGGAGAUGCAUAUUGAAUGAUGGGGAAAGAAAGUGGAAAAGAAAGAGAAUGAAGGUGUGAAGAGAGCUGCGUAUUCACUUGAAAACCUGCAAUGAGUCGAGACGCGAGUCGUACUUUAGUUAAUGACCAGACAUUGUAACAAUUAGACUGGUGUUGAAAAGAAUUCAAAUAUACGAGGCUCAUAUUUAGCUGUAUGAAUAUGUGUGGUUAAAAAAACAGAUUUCCAAUGUCUCACCUUUGUCAAAUCGUGCUGGACGUUUUGUGAUACAAAACAAAAAUGGUCUUUGUAUUUAUUGUACUUUUUCUAUUGUGAAAAUUGAAGUACAUCAUCUAUUUUAUAUAUUAAUUAUAAUAAAUGUUGUACAUAUUGUACAUAAAAGGUUGUGCUUUUGUGGUUGUCGGAUCCCGGCAAACGGCACAAAAUGUGA
Molecule: messenger RNA, 2965 nt
Organism: Dunckerocampus dactyliophorus (ringed pipefish)
Lineage: Eukaryota; Metazoa; Chordata; Actinopteri; Syngnathiformes; Syngnathidae
Gene: maff
Product: v-maf avian musculoaponeurotic fibrosarcoma oncogene homolog F
Exons: 4
Coding region: 199-762 (187 amino acids)
Biological process (GO): regulation of epidermal cell differentiation; regulation of transcription by RNA polymerase II
Cellular component (GO): nucleus
Molecular function (GO): RNA polymerase II cis-regulatory region sequence-specific DNA binding; DNA-binding transcription factor activity, RNA polymerase II-specific
Source: RefSeq, a predicted model, not a curated record